Bemisia tabaci is the source of this 755-nucleotide messenger RNA. The record is from RefSeq and is a predicted model, not a curated record. NCBI's taxonomy places the organism in Eukaryota, Metazoa, Arthropoda, Insecta, Hemiptera, Aleyrodidae.
GGCGAAUUCCGGUGAGUUGUGGGUGGAUAUUGAAUUAUUGAGGUAUAUUAUUUAGAUUCAGUGGGAACAGCUCACAGCUUGAGUUAAGUGAAUAUUCGAGAGUCCGCAAAAUGAUUUUCGCAGUGAUAAGUUCUGCCGCGUCUACUCUUGCCAGUGUUGCUAAAUGGGCAAUCCCAUGGGCAAUUAGCGCAACAGAAAUAGCGGAAAUCGUGAUUCAACUAUUGAAAGAGCUUGAACUUUUAAGAAAGGAUCGGCAAGUAGCAUUGAAUGGGGCUCUUGGAGACCGAAAUUUCAUGAGGGAGCCUAGUAUGAUCGAAUUUCUAUCCAUCUUGUCGUUUAUAGACUCCCUUUUUGAGGAAUAUUACCGUUACCACGAUGCAAUGAAUACAUUGCUCCAUUCCGACGAGAACUCGGGGGCCGCACACGAGGCUAUGGAGACUAUCAAAAGGUCCAAGCAGCGGUCAAGCCUACUUAAUGAAUUAAUAAAGUCGAAGGGUGAAAGGCUCUCCCCACCCAAUAUAAGCGUGACCGGUCAAAUAGAUCACUUGCAAACUUUAUUUAAAAGCUCUCUAGAGAAAAUUGAAGCGAUUGGAGGACAUUUUCGCUCUAAAUUCAACUGUUCUUCGUUGCCAAAACAUAUUAAGGAUAUGUCGCAUAUAACAGAAGGAGAAGUAGGAGUGGAUAAUGAUACAGCGAAGAUUAUAGAAGCACUUUUUUGUUAUUCAAAAUAAAACAAGCAGUGAACUCCAACACAA